Messenger RNA from Colletotrichum graminicola M1.001, 1221 nucleotides. Its product is annotated as RNA recognition domain-containing protein. Gene Ontology annotation, biological process: mRNA splicing, via spliceosome. Gene Ontology annotation, cellular component: U2-type prespliceosome; U1 snRNP; precatalytic spliceosome. The record is from RefSeq and is a predicted model, not a curated record. Gene Ontology annotation, molecular function: mRNA binding; U1 snRNA binding. The transcript has 4 exons. The coding region runs from base 1 to 1221 and encodes 406 amino acids. Lineage: Eukaryota; Fungi; Ascomycota; Sordariomycetes; Glomerellales; Glomerellaceae.
AUGACGGACAAGCUCCCCCCUAACCUGCUGGCGCUCUUCGCGCCACGCCCUCCGCUGCGAUGGGUUCCGCCUCCCGACCAUGCCCCCGAGUCGCGACGAACCCUACCAGUCUCUGGCGUCGCCGAAUUCCUCCCUGCGCUCCAAAAUUACAAGGAAACGGACGAAUACAAACCGACUGAGAGUUGGCUGCAGAUGCGCGACCGCAAGAAGCUCGAAAAACAGGCCGCCGUUGAGAGGCUGAAGACUGAGGGGCCGAAGAACUUCAAGCCACACGAAGACCCGAAUAUCCGUGGCGACGCUUUCAAGACCCUGAUUGUUGCGCGACUCUCGUACGAGGCCAACGAACAGGACCUCGAGAGGGAGUUCGGGCGAUUCGGCCCCAUUGAGCGCAUUCGCAUCAUCACUGACACUCAUGCACAUGAGAAGCCCAGAAAGAAGAAGAAGCCCCACCGCGGCUACGCCUUCGUCGUAUUUGAACGAGAGAAAGAUAUGAGAGCUGCUCUAGAUGCCUGCGAUGGUAUUCGAAUCAAGGACCGACGGAUCAAGGUAGACGUCGAGCGAGGCCGCACCGUCAAGGGCUGGGUGCCCCGUAGAUUGGGCGGCGGUCUUGGUGGCAGAGGUUACACCAAGGCUCUUCCUGCUAGGCCAAUGGGCGGCGCACCUGGUGGCAACUUUGGCGGUGGUUUCCGAGGAGGCUUUCGUGGCGGCUUCGAGGGAGGACGUGGCCGUGGAGGCUUCAGGGGAGGGUUUGGCGGCGGCCGCGGAGGUUUCCGUGGAGGCGGCGACUUUGGCAGCCGAGGUGGUGACCGUGGCCCCAACGGAUACGGCGCACCCAGAGAUGCCCCCUCAGGACCUGGUCGCGGAUUCGGAGGUGACCGUGGUGACCGAGGCGACCGCAGCUUCUCCGGCGGUGGGUUUGACCGUGGUGGCCGCUCAUUUGACGACAGGUCCGGCGGUGGCUUCCGUGAUGGAGGUCGUCACGGUGACCGUGGCGAUCGGGAUCGUGACGGCGGCCGCAGAACUGGAAGCAACAUGGAGCCGAUCAGACCCAGAGGAGAAGGUGGGUAUCGCGGUGACCGAGGAGACCGAGGCGACAGAGAAGACCGGGACCGCGGACGCGACAGGGACAGGGACUUUGACCGACCUCGCGACGAUGACAGCAGGAAACGUGGUUACGAAGGCGGCGGCUACGAAGACCCCAGGAAGUUGCGUCGUUACUGA